Durusdinium trenchii is the source of this 477-nucleotide messenger RNA. The record is from the annotation of a GenBank genome assembly. NCBI's taxonomy places the organism in Eukaryota, Dinophyceae, Suessiales, Symbiodiniaceae.
AUGCGGCUGCUCAAGAUGAAGGACUCCAAAGACGCCCGUUCGGAGAGACAUCCCUUGGAAUCGGUCGCCAGCGAAGGUAUGGUUUGGCGGUGGAUGCCUUAUUCACCUGGCGGUCCGCCCUUGCACUCGCCUGGGGAGUUCUCCGUGCCAAUCGAUCAAGGCGAAGUGGAUGCCAUUUUGGAUGCUGCCGAGCAUGGUCGAGCUGUUCCUGUCUUCACCCAGCAGUCCACGAAGGUCACGAAGAAGUCCACGGACUUUUUGGCCAAGAAGGACCGAUCACAUCGAGCCUUCCAGAGUUCCACUGCAUUUCUGCUCCUUCGAGCUUGUUUGCCGUUUGGCAAAUUUGAAAGACUUGAGGAUGAAGGAAAUGCAUUCUUCAAGGCUGGUGACUUUGUCAAGGCCUGUUCGGCACAAUCAGCACAGUUGGAUUCUGAAUUCCGGUUUUCUUGGGAUUCUUCAAAAGCCUCAAGACCUUGA